AUGACGAACGACCAAAAGUCCCUCGCCGAAAAGGAAGAGGUAUUUCUGGGUCCCACCACUGCCGAGACCGAUGAGUUCUACGCCUACCAACGCGACAAUCCGGGGAAGGAGAAGGCUGAGUACCUUCAAUGGUUCGAGGGCAAAUUCGGCAAGGAGAUCGAGUUGAGACGGAGAAGGUCCGAUCAACCAUCCGAUCUGGAAUAUAUGGUCAUUAAGAAGAGAUCAAAGUAUCGGGAGCGGAUCGGGAUUGAAAGUGAGAAGCUUGUAACCUACUACGAGAAUAAUCCCAAAAAAACAUACCGUGAGCUCGCUUCCUGGUUUCAAAAACAGUUCGGGAAGGAAAUAGACAUCACAGCCAUCUCUCGUGAGUGCGCGAGUAUUAAUUAAUCAUUGUUACCAUGCACCAAUUUGGCUGUGUGUUUGUUGUUUCCCGCUGCAUAAUAUACUAACCUUCGUCAUUUGCUCCUAGUAGGUGCAUUAAAACGCUCGCGAGCCUCCGAGGCUAGUGCGGAUAGUCCCCCCGAUCUUAAUAGCGGCGGCCCGAGCUCGGCUAAGAGGGGAAGGCGGUCGUAUGGUUCCGCGGGCCCAAUGUCCUCGUCGGCAUCCGGACCUCCCGCCUCGUCAAUGCCCACCUUCUCCGUCGAUAUCUCCAACAAUCGGCCCCAACCCGAUAGCGAUAUGAACACGCCUGGAAACCAAUCUCGCCAAAUGACGCCUCAGGUUCAUGGCAACGAGGCAUCGGCCUAUCCUAGCAGCGGUGGGAUGAGGGACGAUGGUAGCCCGAGAGUGAUUCAUGGGGACCCCCCCAAACCUGGAAUCCCCAUGCCUAGUUACUCUAGAGUGCACCAGCCCCUGGCGCCAGCUGGAUCUCCGGGGACCUCAACCCACCGUGAUCAGCCUGGUGUGCCCUUGCCACAGACACCAAUGUGGGCAGCGGUUAAUACCAAUGCUCCCGUUUUUCCAAAGGGAGGAGCGGGGAAGAUUGCUCCUAAACUUGAGCGACCCCCCGCUGGGCCUCUUCAACCUGGCAGGGAGCCUCCUCCCCAUCCUCAACAGGUGCCACCACCCCCACCACCCCCCCCCCCACCACCACCACCACCACCACCACCACCACCACCACAACAACAACAACAACAGCAACAACAACAACAACAGCAGCAGCAGCAACAACCACAACCACCACUUGGGCCGAAUCCUUCACCGGCCGCGCGAGUACUUCGUAGCAACAGUAUCUCUAAGAGUGGUGGGACUUCGGCGGCAACCCCGGUUCCUUUGCCACCAAUGGGGCCCGGAGCACCGCCCCCGCCCGCUCGGAUGAUGCCUGGACCCCCUCCCCCUCCCGAUCCGCAGUCACCGGGUGUCCGCGCUCGGCAUUCUGAACAGAAUCAGGAUGACGAUGCGGAUCUUGACGAGCUUAGAAACCGUCUUGCCGAGGCGGGCCGGAAGAAGGCUCAAGUCACCGCGGAGGUUAAUGGUUUGGAGGAGCAGGUCAGGUUUUAUGAAAGGCAGGAACUGUUGAGGCAGCAUGAAAUGGAUGUUCGAAGAUUCAAGGGAAUUGAGCAGGGUUUCGUUGCGGAGAGGGAGAGACUGGUGACCGAGAUCAUGUCGCUCAAGGCGUGGAACACCGACCUUCAACGUGGAAAUCUGGAGUUGCAGGAUAUCAAGGUCAAGUUGGAAAUGGAUGUUGCCCGACUUGUGGAGGAGCGGAACCGUGCCAUCCACGCACUUCGACACCACGAGGCCAAGCUCUACACGAUCACUCAGGCCUUUGAUAUCCUUGGUGGGCCUGAGGCUCGCCAGAGGGCUGCCGCUGCAAAGUACGGACCAGCGAUAACGUCGCCCACUGAGUACGAUCAUCGCUCCCAUAAAGACAAGGAGGAACUUGACUCGUGGGUCAACAAAAAGUUUGCGAUUGAUGCUUCUAACGAGGGUCAGCUCAAGAGCCUUCUGACUGAUCUUGCGAACGCUGGUGUCUCUGAUCUUGGUAGUAGGAUCAAGAACCUGGAGGUAUUCGUGAACAAUGUUAGUGCGGAAAGGGAGAAACUCCAAGCGGAAUGGACUUCAAGGCUUUCUUCCUCCAGGAGGGAAACACAAACUCCGGAUGCGGAAAAGUCGCAUGGUACGUGAGCGCGUUUCUCCUUCCUGAACCGGGUGACGGUUUUCUAAUUUAUGUUCUAAUAGGUUCUUAUGCAGCCUCUGAUAGACAGACUCCUCCAGCCACCACCACCACUGCCGUAACAACCCCCCAAGAGCACUCUCCUCUGCAGCAGCAGGCCAAGUCCAAUUCUAAAGUUAAACCAGAUCCGAGCCGCCCCGCAACCCCGGAAGGAAAGAUCCUCCAUGGAAACCGGAGCAGAGAUGUCGAAAUGAAGGGCUGAGCGGAUCAUUCUUGUGAAGGGUUGUGAGUAGAUUUCCUUGCGUUAAAAAACUUGUAAUACUAGCUAUCCGCUAUUCUUUUCCUUUGAUCAUUCGAUUCUUGUACAGAUGAGCUAUUAUCAUAACAGCGUUUCUCGAUACCUCUAUUUUUAUAUUUUUUACCUCCUUGCCUCUUCUUUCCUUCCCCUUCCCCCCGCGGCAACUUUCCUGUUAUUAUUUACUUUCUUGUCUAAAGCUUGAGAAACGAGGUCAUGAAAAGGUUUGGGGAGGCGCAUCUGGAUUCGAGUUUUUUCUUUCCUUCUUUUACUAUUCCCUCUUCUCAUACAGAAUGGCUGUGUCACUUUGUUUUAUCCCGGCUUUUCCCUGGCCCCGCUCUUUUCUGGUUUCCAUUUGUCUAGAAUGCUGGUGUGAGGGUUUCUUUCCUUCGUUUGUAUUCCUUGAGAUCUUGGCAUUAAUCGAGCUACCUCUUCUGUGUCUUUUCCUCAAUGUGAGACUUGAAGCCUGCCUGCCUGCCCCGUGAUGGACGGAUAAAUAAAGGAAGGGACUGGAAUAGCGAAUUGGAGUCAUCGAGGGUCACUCGUUGUCUAUUGCACUAACCAGUUUUCGAUGUGGUUGUCAUGCCUCGAUCUCUCCCUUCGUUCCCUGAUUUCACGAUCCCCCAGCGUGCACCUGUCGGAGGACAGAUGCACAAAAGCUUUAGGCUCAUGAGGGUAUGGUUUUUCGGUCACCCAAAGGUGACCUAGCCAGCGGGGUUUGUGGCUCCGAGGGGUCAAUCGAACUUUUCCUCAAGUGGCGGUACAAUCGCCCUACCCAGCUCGGGUGUGAGGUCC
Messenger RNA from Tuber aestivum (summer truffle), 3206 nucleotides. The record is from the annotation of a GenBank genome assembly. Lineage: Eukaryota; Fungi; Ascomycota; Pezizomycetes; Pezizales; Tuberaceae.